AAUUACUCUUGCCUCUUCAUCAUUAUCACAGUUUACAGUUCUGGUUGAGAAUCCAUAUCAAGAAGCUAUAGGGCCUACAUCAGGCAGAAGGAAGGAGGAACAGUCAACAGUGUUUUUUGUUGGUGUGUUUGUGUUGAAGUUGAAGUAGGGGAAUUCAGAAUUCCGUAGAACUCCCACAGUUUGGAAGGAGUGGGGUUGAAUUGGCCGAAUGCCAUUGACUUGUUGAUAGUGGAAGCGAAAGCGGACUCUGACGUUUGUUAUGAGUGCGUGAAUAGUGCUACUGAUAAACGUUAACAGGCAAACAAUUUAUUUUGUUUUGCUAGUUGUGUUGCUGCUCUGAUUGUGACAAGUACUGACUGAUUAUUAGUGAAAUCUUCUUCCUCUUCUACAUCACAAUGUCUCGUAAUCGUGUCCGUGAUUUGAUGAGUGUUAUUUCUAAUGCCUCGUGCAGAUGUCCCUCACAUUCCCAUUCAGGUCCAGCUUAUAAUUUGACUGUGAACAAUAGUACUACGACAAGUUCACUACCAUCGAAGGAUUAUGCAUUCGAAAUGGCUUGCUCGACCAUCAGAUAUGGUCCCGGUGUCACUCAGGAGGUCGGCAUGGAUAUGGUGAACAUGAAUGCGAAGAAAGUGUGUGUCAUGACUGACCCCAACCUGGCCAAGAUGGCUCCUGUUAAGACUACUCUCAGCUCAUUGGCCAAGAAUGGUGUCAACUUUGAACUAUACGAUAGAGUUAGAGUGGAACCCACUGGAGAAAGUUUUGCCGAUGCCGCAGACUUUGCCAAGAAGGGAAAUUUCGAUGCUUUUCUGGCGGUGGGAGGCGGAUCUGUGAUGGAUACCUGCAAGGCGGCCAAUCUCUACAGUGCGGACCCCGAGGCUGACUUCCUGGAUUAUGUCAAUGCUCCAAUUGGAAAGGGCAAACCGGUCACCGUGCCAUUGAAACCGUUGAUUGCCAUUCCCACCACCUCCGGUACUGGGAGUGAAACUACUGGAGUUAGUAUCUUCGAUUAUGAGCCAUUGAAAGCGAAGACCGGAAUCGCAAAUAGAGCUCUGAGGCCAACUCUGGGUCUAGUGGAUCCCAUUCACACCCUGUCAAUGCCUCAGAGAGUUUGUAUUUACAGUGGGUUUGAUGUAUUUUGCCAUGCUCUAGAAUCGUUCACUGCAGUGCCUUUCAAUGAACGUGGACCCUGUCCGCCUAAUCCGAUUCUGAGGCCAGCCUAUCAGGGUCAAAAUCCAGUGUCCGAUGUUUGGGCGAGAUUCGCUCUGCAAGUUAUCGCCAAGUAUUUUAAAAGAGCUGUCUACCAACCGGAUGACCUGGAAGCGAGAUCAAACAUGCACCUGGCUUCCACCAUGGCUGGUGUCGGCUUCGGCAACGCUGGAGUCCACUUGUGUCAUGGACUCUCUUAUCCCAUCUCUGGCAACGUCAAAACAUUCCAACCUGAAGGAUAUAGGUGCGUUCUAAUUCUUCUUUUUUUAGGAGCUGUUUUGGCGGAUACGGUUAGAGAAUUUAUGCAUGUGAUGAAAGUGGAGAACGGCCUAUCUGCUCUGGGCUAUAAAAAGUCAGACAUUCCUGGAUUGGUGCAAGGAACUCUUCCACAGCAUCGGAUCACCAAGCUCGCUCCAAGAGAACAAUCGGAAGAAGAUUUAUCACAGCUCUUCGAAAACUCUAUGACUGUUUAUUAAACUUAGGAAUCGUAAUUUAAUCACAUAUCAAAAAAUGUUUUAUAAGUCUGAUCAUUAUGGGUGUAAGCAUAAUAUUUUAAUCGCAAGAUACGGUAACUUUUAUUGAAGUGCCUUACAUAUAGAUUUAUUGUGUUAUUAUUUGUAAAAACAUAGCCUUCUGCUUGUUUUAAAUAGUUUUCAAAGAGAAUAAUCAACUUCUUGUACCAAAUCUAUAUUAUAUUUUGUAGUGGAAAUUAAAUUUAUCCUAAUUAUUAAAAAUUCACUUGCCACAACUUUUUUGUGGCGUAUUUUUUCAUAUAUAAUUCGAAUGUUUCAAUUUAUAUUUAGAAUGAAAUUUCAUAAAAAAUCACCUACCAUAACUUUUUGUGUCGCUAUGUGGCGUAAUAGCAUAAUACCGUAAUUCAUAUGUGCCAUUUUAUAUUAAGCAUGAAUAUGUUUUUAAAAGUUCAAUAUUACCACCCAAAAAGUACUAUGCAGUUAAUAUUUUAUCAUUUGACUUUUAGAAUUAGGUCUGAUAUCCGUUAAAUUUGUUUAUUAGUAGCUCUGCUGAAAUGUGAUGUUGAAUUAUCAUUGUAUGUUAAUACUGUAUGAAUAAUAGUAUACAAUCAUGAACAAUUACAUCAUUACAAUGCAUUGCUUCUGGUUGUUGAAUUGAUUAUUGAA
Molecule: messenger RNA, 2345 nt
Organism: Nilaparvata lugens (brown planthopper)
Lineage: Eukaryota; Metazoa; Arthropoda; Insecta; Hemiptera; Delphacidae
Gene: T3dh
Product: hydroxyacid-oxoacid transhydrogenase, mitochondrial
Exons: 9
Coding region: 396-1682 (428 amino acids)
Cellular component (GO): mitochondrion
Molecular function (GO): alcohol dehydrogenase (NAD+) activity; metal ion binding
Source: RefSeq, a predicted model, not a curated record